This is a messenger RNA of Phanerochaete carnosa HHB-10118-sp, 1925 nucleotides long. RefSeq lists its product as uncharacterized. The record is from RefSeq and is a predicted model, not a curated record. The transcript has a single exon. The coding region runs from base 491 to 1831 and encodes 446 amino acids. NCBI's taxonomy places the organism in Eukaryota, Fungi, Basidiomycota, Agaricomycetes, Polyporales, Phanerochaetaceae.
AGGACGAGACGAGGUCACAAUGGGCUCUGUCCAAAGAUUGUGGCAUCAAUCUCGACGUACCUCUCAUCAAAGAUUUUGAGGAUAUAUUUACUACUAUUGCCACUUAUCAGAAACAGAACCCUGAUCUCGUAAAGAAUCUCGACAAGAGAACCCAGCUACUGGGCGAGGUCGAGAUCGAACCGUUUCUCCGCCUUAUGCUUCCUCAGAUCCUGGAGACAUACGCCAUGAUACAAGCCAUCAAAUCGAGACAACUUCCCAGCGAUCACAUAAACGAAGCGACAUGGCGAGUGCCCGUUGACGCACUGCUCUUGCACACGUUCAUCCACAAGGACCCAGAAUUCCAAACGGACAUAGCUUUUCGCCUCGAUGCGGCUAAAGGUCACGGUAACGAGCGGUAAGUUCUGCGUCACUUAUUCAUGUCUCUAUUUCCUUGGGCGGUAACAUCGGGACACCUUUUAGGCUAGAGUGCACCCUGAGGCUUCCGGAAAGCAUGGCGCUGUCCCAGUACCUUUCUGACGUGGACAAGCUCUCAGUGUCGGAGUGGGGAGUGCGACUUGCGAAAGCGGCUGAAAAGCACACUCCCUUAGACGUUGUGACGGAGUUGACAGCAAGAAUGGGCCCCAUGUACCAGGAUUCGACUGAUACUUGGCUGCACGAGUUUACGUCCGCACAGGCGAUGCUCUCUCGUGUUUUACAGUGGUACCGUGAUCUCAAAGACUAUCACAUUCUCCACCGAGCUACUCUGAUUAGGGAGAGAGCGAUCUGUGAUGCAAUCGCAUCUCUUCGCGUCCCUGUGUCCGGGAUCUCGUCCGGUCUUCUUCAAGAUUUCGCAUUGAUCAGUACGUCGUCAGGUCCCGCUCUGAAGCGGGCACCAGAUGCCGACCGGACAGGUCAAGCACAUUCGGACGCCGCCUCCGGAGAAGAUGUACUCUUCGUGGAAACCCAAGCGACCCACUACUGUCCGGACAUUAUGCCCAGCCAAAACCCUACCAGGCUUGGACAGAAGGCAGACGACUCAGCCAACAAGGGCAAGGGGACUUUCGCCGAACCCGAGCCUAUUACCGCCGACCUCCUCCAGCUUCCCGUGCUGGUUGCCGAAUGGAAGAAGGAGGGGGGUGAUGCAGAACAGGCGGCGAACCAGCACUACAUCGACCUCGUGGCGAGCGUGAAAUUCCUCCAGGUCUGCGGCAUCACCGAUUGCCCCGUGUUUGGCUUAAGGUCCGAUGGACCGAUCCUCCUCCUCGAUUACGCAUACGCGACGCCGCCUAGUGGUGACGGUACGGAUUCUGUCAUCACCGUCUGCGAUCGCAACGCCUUCCAGUACAACCUGGGGAGUCCUAUGGGCGUCUGGCGGUUUGCCACAGCCAUGGUCUCGAUUAAUCGGUGCCACAUGCCGCGGCUUUUGCACAAGUGGGAAGAGGCGCAGAAGACGUACAGAACAGCGCCGACCGUUGACACCCCGCCGGACCACCCCAGUCGCCUGCAUGGGCAUGGGCUCGUCUCGAAGCGCGGCCCCAACAGCAACGAGCUGCGCAAACUGCCACGGUGGAGGACCACGUCCGAUCAGAAGGCCGUGAUCCAGGAUAAGGUGAAGAGCUUGAAGGAGAAGUACGAGCGCGAGCCAACCGCGAAUACGCCUGAGGCGUUAAAGGUUCUGGCUGACAUAGAGCGACUCUUAAAUAAGGAGAAGGACGAGAAAGAUGGGACGGACGGGCAGCAGACAGACACGGGCGAUGGGAAGUUGGACGCUCCCACCAAUGCCAAUCAGGCCUCAAGCUCAAGGCCUUUGGCCCGGGGUGUUAAACGGGGGCCCCCUUCUGAGUCGGAAUAGAGAUAACGCAUUCUUUUAGACACAUAUUUGUUGCAAUGUUCUUGGAGCUGCGCAAGUGAAUAGCAAUUACCGGCCGAAGGCAUCUCGCUGACGC